Molecule: messenger RNA, 2550 nt
Organism: Temnothorax curvispinosus
Lineage: Eukaryota; Metazoa; Arthropoda; Insecta; Hymenoptera; Formicidae
Exons: 2
Coding region: 1-2550 (849 amino acids)
Molecular function (GO): nucleic acid binding; zinc ion binding
Source: RefSeq, a predicted model, not a curated record
AUGUCGAAAAACGCAUAUGCUCGUCGCGAAGUAUGCAAUCGGCGUAUGCAAGAAAUACACGACCUCUCCCUACAAGCCGCGACCGACGCGGCAAUACGAGCGACCUUCCUCGCUCGCUACUCGAGCGUAGCGAAGAUCGCGGACGAUUUUGAGGCCACCCACCUGAAGGUCAUCCAAGAAGCGGCGGAUUUCGAGGUCGAGGACGAAAUCCGAGCCAGUUUCGAUAAAAUGCAUUACGCCGUAAAGAGUCGAUAUCACCGUGAAACGGGCGCGCCAUUCGGAGGCGCGCCGGCACAGCCCUCGGGUCAGGCCUCGGUGGUCAAGUUGCCUAAGAUCCCGCUACCGCAGUUUUCCGGCGACCUUACGUUGUGGCCUUCCUUCAUCGCGUUGUUCAACGCGUCGAUACAUAACCAGCAGAUUUCCGCGAUAGAGAAAUACCAGUAUCUGCUGGCUUCACUCAAAGGGGAACCACUCAACGUGGUGAAAAACCUGCCGUUUUCCGAUGAGUACUAUCUGAUCGCUUACGACUCGCUGGUCGAUCGAUACCGGAAUAAGAGAAGGUUAGCGGACCAUCACUUGAAUUCGAUAAUCGAGGCAAAGCCAUUGAAGGCGGAGACGGCCGAGGCUCUUCACCACUUAUUAGAUACGUUUACCGAGAACACGCGCGCGCUCGCAUUGAUGAAGUUUCCUACCGAUUCAUGGGACUUUAUCCUACUGAAGUUUUUGUUAGACAAGCUUCCCCGUUCCCUUCGGGAAAAAUUCGAGUCGGCUCACCGGGCUGAGGAGAUACCGCGAUAUACACAACUCACGAAAUUUCUAGCGGAGCAUUGUCAGGUUCUCGAGGCCGUCGCGGGCCCGUCCUCCAAAACCAAGUCCACACCGGUCUCUUCGUUCGUGACUAACGCGGCCGAUUGCUCCGUUUGUAAGGAGUCUCACUACGUGUCGAAGUGCUCCCAGUUUUUAAAACUCUCGCCGAGGGAGAGGCAGGCUAAGGCUCGCGACUUGAGAUUGUGCCUCAACUGCCUGCGCUCGGGGCAUGGCAUGAAAGACUGUCCGUCCGCGUGGGCAUGUCGGUCCUGCGGCACGAAGCAUCAUACGCUUCUGCAUUACGAGCAGAGCUCUAAUACUACUCCUAAGCCCGAAUCCAUUAGCGCGACUCCUGCCGAACCGGACGCCGUACCCGCUCCUCAGUCGGAGGAUGCGCCGAUUGUAACAAUGACUAGCCGGGCCAAUAGAAUCGUCCUCCUGUCCACCGUACGAGCCGAGGCGAUAGACGCGCGUGGCAAUGCGUUCCCCGUACGCAUAUUGCUGGACAGCGCGAGUCAGGCCAACUUUAUUACCGAGGGCUGCCUCCGGAAGGGCGGCUUUCGUCGCACCAAACACAGUGCAACCGUGUUGGCGAUAAACGAAGCCAGGGCGGCCACGACGAGGGGCCUCACCUCCCUCGUGAUCCGCGCGCGCGGUCGCGACGACACUCGGUUCUCGAUAGAGACUACGGUCCUCUCUCGCAUAACCUCGCCGCUGCCUAAUGACAAGGUGGAGGUCCAGCCGUGGAAACACUUGAAGGGAUUGCCGCUCGCGGAUCCCGAGUAUUUCGUGCCCGGCGGUGUUGACAUCCUCCUGGGGGCGGACUCGUUUGUGUCGGUGCUACGGGAGGGCCGUCGUAAGGGGGAAAGGGGAGAACCCGACGCCUUCAAUUCAGUCUUCGGAUGGGUUCUGACGGGCGCGGUAUCCCCAUCAGUCCAGGCAGCGCCCCUGAGGUCAUUCGCGACUACGCUCGAGUCGAUCGCGACAUCGGUGGGUCGUUUUUGGCAAUUGGAGGAGGUGCCGGAGGACGCUUCUUGUUCGGACGAGGAUCGACGCUGCAAAGAAAUCUUCGCCAAGACCACGUAUCGUGACCCCUCGGGUCGUUUCGUGGUCUCGUACCCGUUCGUGUCGGAUCCUCCUACAUUCGUCGGCUCGCGCUCCAUUGCGGUUAGUCGUCUCCGCGCACUAGAACGUCGAUUUAAAUCUGAUCCGGAGUUCAGAGCUGGUUACAAUAGUUUCAUGCGGGACUAUCUCGAUAGCGGACACAUGGAGGUCGAGGCCGUCUUGAAUUCCAGACCCCUCUGCCCGAUGAGCACCGACCCUGCCGACCUCGAAGUCCUAUCGCCGGGUCACUUCCUCACGAUGGAACCGCUCGUCUCCGUUCCCACUCAAGACGUGACCCCGUUACCGAUGAAUCGGCUGAGUCGGUGGCAACUCGUCCAACGAAUACACCAGGACUUCUGGAAGCGCUGGCAUCAGGAGUAUCUCCAUACGCUGCAACAGCGUCCCAAAUGGUGGACCUCAGUCAACCCGCUCGGUGUCGGUGCGUUAGUCCUCCUCAAGGACGCCAACAUGCCUCCUCUGCGUUGGAGGCGAGGACGAGUGGAGGCGCUGCAUCCGGGCAGCGACGACGUCCCGCGUGUCGCCACGGUGCGGGUGGCGGACGGCACGAUCACGCGUCCCCUAGUGAAGCUGUGCCCCCUGCCGAUGGGCCCUGCUCCACAGGCGACCGAUUCAAAUUGA